AUGGAGGAAGCUGGAACCAAAGAUGCCGAAAAAAAGACCAAUCCACAAGAUAGAACGAAUUUUAUUUCUAGUCUACUAUUUUGUUGGCUUCUUCCUUAUUUCGUAAAGGGUUACAAAAGAACAUUGACAGAAGAUGAUAUGUACAGGCAUAGAAAGGACCAUGAUUCUGGAGAACUUUGUAAAAAACUGGAAAAGAGAUGGAAGAAGCAUCUUGAAAAUAACAAGGAACCAUCGUAUUUAAGAGUGUUACUAGGAACUUUCCUCUACGAAUUUACUCUUUUGAAUAUUCUUGUCAUAAUGACAGAAUCGAUGACUAUGGCGCAACCAUUUUUGAUCUCGAAGCUUCUCUUAAUAUACGAAGAAAAGUCGCCAGAAGGAGCAAAAAAUGAGGUUUAUAUCUAUACCAGCCUUAUAGUAUUCAUCCAAUUUGUUCAAAUCGUUUGUAUCCAUAAGUUCCUGCUAGGCAUGAUGCAAGUCGGAAUGAAGUUUAGAAUAUCAUCAUGUUCCUUGAUCUAUAAAAAAACGCUAAGGCUGAGCCAAUCAGCUAUGGCCGAAACGACAAUUGGUCAGAUAGUUAACCUGUUGUCCAACGAUGUCAGUAGAUUUGAUCAAGCAACACAUCGUCUUCAUUUUAUUUAUUUGGCACCUAUCCAGACGCUGGUAGUUAUGUAUUUGUUGUAUAUCCACAUUGGUUUGGCUGCUUUGUCUGGUGCUGUGUUUUUGUUACUGUCUAUUCCGUUACAAUUUUGGUUGGCUAAAAAAACAUCACAAUACAGGUUUACAGUAGCUGAGCGAACUGAUGAGAGAGUAAGACUGAUGAACGAAAUUAUUUGUGGAAUUCAAGUAAUCAAAAUGUACACGUGGGAAUAUCCGUUUGCCAAAUUCGUAGAAAUAGUUCGAAUGAAUGAAAUAAAAUAUAUUGGCAUAACUUCAAGAAUCAGAGCUAUUUUGAUGUCCCUAGGAGUAUUAUUAAGCAGAUGCGCUGUCGCAAUAUCCAUAGUUGUCUAUGUCUUCACUGGCAACCCAGUCACAGCCUCCUACGCAUACACAGUGACAUCCUUUUACCAACGUCUUUACACUUUAACAGAAUUCUUCCCUCAGGCCGUCUCUCAGGGUUCGGAAAUGUAUAUUUCUAUAAAAAGAAUACAAAGAUUUCUCAUGCUUGAUGAAAUUGAAUUCGAAAAGAACAUUAUUACCAACAGCUUGAAAAUUCACGAUGAAGACUUCGUGCGCAAAUCCACAUCAGAACCUUUACUAAAACAACUUGAUGAAAAUAUUAAAAUUAAAAAUGAUUCUGAUAAAUGUGUAAAAGUGUUACCAGAUAACUAUUUAGAAGAUAUUAACUUGGAUAUUAAAGCUGGCCGUUGUGUUGCUAUUGUAGGACCUGUAGGUAGCGGUAAAUCAACUCUGCUGCACGUUAUCAUGAAAGAUUUGGAGCUUAACAGUAUUUUUCGUCAAGUUAAAUAUGUUGUGUCUUAUGCAUCUCAAGAGCCUUGGCUGUUUGGAGGAAGUAUUAGACAGAAUAUCCUGUUUGGUCAGAAAUUUGAACAAACAAAAUACAACGAAGUAGUUAGAGUGUGUGCUCUUGAAAGGGAUUUUACUUUAUUUGCGCAUGGAGAUAGAACCUUAGUAACUGAAAGAGGUGUAUCCCUUAGCGGUGGUCAACGAGCUAGAAUCAACUUAGCGAGAGCCGUUUAUAAAGAAGCGGAUAUCUACCUUCUAGACGAUCCUCUAUCAGCUGUGGACACCCAAGUGGGAAAACAGCUAUUUGAAGAGUGUAUAACGAGUUAUCUCAACAAAAAAUGUGUAAUUCUGGUAACACACCAACUGCAGUAUCUAAAAAAAAUCGAAAAAAUGUAUCUUAUGAAUGGUGGAAGAAUUGAAGUAUCGGGUUCUUAUGAAGAUAUUAGAAAGUCAAAUAAUGAAUACAGCAAACUUCUCGCUAACAUCGAAGACGAGGAAGAAGACAUUAGAAGGAAACCCACAAUUGAUAUUGAUAAGCCAAAAGAAAAAAGUGAAUAUAAUGAUGUGCAAGUAAUACAAAGAGAAGAUAAGGCUAUCGGAAAGAUAUCUAGUAACAUAUAUCUAAGCUACGCCAAAGCUGGUGGGAACAUUAUUAAAGUUAUUCUUCUGAUUUUUGUUUUCAUUGUCGGUCAAGUUUUGGAUAGUAUAGCAGAAUAUUUCGUCACGCUUUGGGUAAAUAUACAACAAUGGAAGUCACAAAAUUCUUUAAUAACUUUAUCUUCACUUAAUUUAACAUCCACUUUAUCUCCUCCAAUUCAGCAAGACGACCCUUUUGAUAGCUGGUGGUUGACCUCAGUUUUUACCAGCAAAUAUGUCACCUACUAUUAUUCGAUCAUAGUAAUUCUUGUAGUUUUUACAGUAAUAUCAAGAUCAUUAGCCUUUUUUCAAUGGUGCUUGACGGCUUCUACACAAAUGCACAACAAGAUGUUCAUUAACAUCGUCUACAGUCCGAUGAGUUUCUUUAAUUCAAAUCCAAGUGGACGAAUAUUAAAUCGUUUUUCUAGGGAUAUUGGAACAUUGGAUGAGGUUUUGCCUAUGACUUUAUUGGAUGCAAUACAGAUUGGUCUUAGCGUGGUAGCCACCAGUCUAAUCGUAGGAAGCUUAACAGUUUGGAUUUUGAUUCCCACCGUCUUAAUUGGUGUUCUCUUGUACGUCAUAAGUAUUAUCUCCCUAGAAACUAGUAGAGACAUUAAGAGAAUAGAAUCGGUCACUCGAAGUCCCAUUUACACUCAUCUCUCAGCAUCAUUAAAUGGUUUAACAACAAUAAGAGCAUUUAAAGCUCAAGAAAUACUCCAAGAUGAAUUCGACAAGUACCAAAACCUUAACAGUGCUGCAUUCUGCAUGUAUGUUGGUGCUAAUAGAACAUUGGCAUUUUGGUUGGACUUGAUUUGUGUUAGCUACGUUGCUUUGGUCAUGGUUUCUUUAUUGUUUUUCAAAAGUGAACAAUUUGGUGGCAAUAUAGGCCUGGCUUUAAGCCAAGCAUCGAGCCUCAUUGGCCCAUUUCAAUGGGGUGUACGACAGUGGAGUGAGCUAGAAAAUCAGAUGACGUCCGUAGAAAGAGUGCAAGAAUACACAGAUCUAACGAAAGAAGAAGACAAUACAACUUACGAACCUCCUGUGAGCUGGCCCUUGAAAGGCGAAAUAGAAUUUAGUGAUAUAUCUUUACGGUAUUUUCCGGACGAUCCACCUGUUCUUAAAAAUCUGAGUUUUCUGAUAAAAGCAAAUGAAAAAAUUGGAAUUGUUGGUAGAACGGGAGCCGGAAAGACUUCUUUGAUCCAGGCGCUCUUUAGAAUGACCCAUAUAGAUGGAAAGAUAUUUAUGGAUGGUAUUGAUACUAAAACUGUUUCUCUUAAAAAGCUGAGAUCAAAAAUGUCCAUUAUACCUCAAGAGCCUGUGCUAUUUUCUGGAACUUUGAGAAAAAACUUGGACCCCUUUGAUGAGUACAAAGAUGAGGAUCUUUGGAACGCCUUAGACGAAGUAGAACUGAAAAACGCUGUAAACGAAUUACCAGCAGGUCUAGAUAAUAAAAUAGCAGAAGGAGGCUCAAAUUUUAGUGUGGGCCAGAGACAACUGGUCUGUUUAGCUCGAGCUAUAAUACGAAACAACAAAAUUCUAGUACUAGACGAGGCCACAGCUAAUGUAGAUCCACAUACAGAUGGUUUAAUCCAAACAACUAUCAGGAAAAAGUUUGCUAAUUGUACAGUGAUAACUAUAGCCCACAGGCUUCAUACCGUCAUGGAUUCUGACAAGGUCCUCGUAAUGGAUGCUGGAACAUCUGUUGAAUUUGACCAUCCUCACACUUUGUUACUGAAUAAGAAAGGUGUAUUUUAUUCUUUAGUUCAGCAAACUGGAAAAUCCACAGCUAAGAAUUUAACAGCUAUGGCAGAAAGUAGUUAUAAAUUUAAAACCAAUUUAGCAUCUUAA
Messenger RNA from Psylliodes chrysocephalus, 3948 nucleotides. Lineage: Eukaryota; Metazoa; Arthropoda; Insecta; Coleoptera; Chrysomelidae. The record is from the annotation of a GenBank genome assembly.